GGCCGCCGCAGUGGGAAGCCAGCAACUAACCGCUUGAACUAUGGCGUGGCCUUCAGGGUCUGGAUUAGUAUGACUAACCAGGACUGGCAGCUAAGUUCCCAUAAUGGGCAAUGGAAUUAUGACUGGAGCCUCCCAUGGGGCGGCAUAAUGACUCUUGGGUCUACUCAGGACGAAUGCGGGAGAGCACUCGUAUGGGUGUAGCUUUGGCUAUUUGAGUUGUCUCCCUAGAGUACCGGUAAGGUGCUGCAAGCCUUCGGACUCAACACUCUAAAUCGGUCUGACUAACCCAUGUGGAGGGGUGGGAAUGUGGUAAGCUUAUGCGCCACCCCCAGGGGCGACUUUCUCAUGCAGGUUUCCCUGGUCGCAAACUCAUGAGUCGCACUCCCACUGAACAUCUGGGAUACCCCCCUCCCCCGAACGAGCACUUUUGGUCCUGGAGGCUUGUGAGGGUUUAUCCUUAACAGGACUGAACUGCUUAAGCCAAGGUGUGAGGCAUUGUGCUGAGGGCUGCAUGGCACUGGGGUGGUAAUUAUCCAGUGUCGUGAAUGAUCCCCUCAGGGCACCAGGCAUCUCCCCGUUGUAUUUAUGCCUUCCACCUGUAUGGGGCGCUGCCGGUGGUGACCUAUAUUCCCAUGACUCGUGGAACCGAAAUAAAUACUGGUACCAAAACAGAUACCGGUCAUAAGGACCUUAAACAGAAGAGGGACUCCCCUCCAAGGAGAUCCCUAUGAGAAAUACUUCAGCAGGGGGCAGGAAGCUCUAGUGCACCAGUUGCAACCAGCGAACCUGCUGGUGAAAUUUCAGCCAAAGGCAGGGACGAACCAGUGGUGAGAAACCAGAAACCACUCUCUUGGGAGUCUGUAGUACUGACAUAGCACUACAGGGAGCUAGUACUUCUAGCAUUCCUACACUAGGAGAAGGUCUAGGAUACCUAGCCUCUGGUGUAAGUAGACUCUGUAUAGUGAAGAAGGCCCUGUCUGGAUGCGCUAGAUGGAAACUUAGAAAGGCAUGAGCUAGGGCAAGCGAAGCAGGAACUGGGGGCAUUCAGCAACCAGGAAAUGCAGGCUCAUCCAAGCAGGGAGAAACCCCUGCCAAGACCCUUAAGAGACAAAGGUCGGAGGGCAGUACACCCCAUAGAAACGUCCAAAAAGGUCCACGGACACUAAGGGACCAGGGACUUACUGUGGCCAACAUAAAGGUUGGAAACAUAUCCUGAAGAUAAGCUGACAGAAGAUGACCAGAACUCCAUUCUGGAAGUACUGGGAGGGGUGUUAGGUAGGACUCCAUCAGGAGAACUACCAAACCUGAAGUCCUACAGACUGGAGUGAGGCGGACUAUUUUUUACAACCAAGUCUGGUCAAUGGCUUAUCAAAGCUUUCGACAAUUACAAGCUGGAAUUAGGGGCCAGGCUGAACGCUACAGAUGCCAGGAACCUACCCAAACCUGUUAAAAUGGCUCUCAGGAUUAGGGACAAAGUUGCCCAGAAUCAGGAAGAGCUACUGAAAUUGAUUGUGAAUCUUAAUCCAGGACUCCACACUGAGCAAUGGAGAGUACUCAAUAAGCAAUCUGAGCUGAAAGGCCAGAGGCUUAGUUUACUUAUAGACUGGGAGUCUUAUGCCAUUAUAAAGAGGACCAGAUAUAAAAUAUUUACAAGGCUCUCAUAGGAAACAGUUAAACUGCUGAAAGAUCCUGAAGCUCAGCACCAAAAGGGAACUGUGCUAGACACAGCAUCCUCAAAAUCGGGCUCUGAGGGGGAGGGGGAUGAUGUACCCACUCCCUCAGAUGACCAAAGCAGAGCAUAUGAAGGGACCCCUUCAAAUGGUACCCAGUCUGAGAAUAAGAAGAAAAAUUAAACAAGUUACACACACACACACAAACUCAAACAUAUACAUAAACAACAUGAAAUUCCUUCAGAUUAACAUACACCACAGCAAAGCAGUCAUGGCAACUUUAAGCCAGCAGCUAGCUGAGGGAAAGGCAGAGAUAGCACUUAUUCAGGAACCUUGGUUAUACAAGGGUCAAAUAAGGGGUUUGACCAACACAGGGGGGACAGUUUACUCUGCUGUACCUGGUAAUAAUGCAAGAUCCUGUGUUUAUAUCAGGAAUCAUAUUAAUGCCUUACCUUUGCUGGAGCUCUGUUCUAGGGAUGCAACAGUGGUGAGGACAAUAUACAAGUAUCGAGGGGGCAGCAGGGAGCUGAUUGUUGCUUCAGUGUACUCGUACCUUCCAUAUGACUCAGAUGAACCACCACCAACUAAGGAGAUGAGGGACAUCGUAGACUACUGCUAUAGCAGGAAAAAGCAACUCAUCAUUGGGUGUGAUGCCAACGCGCACCACAUCUUGUGGGGGAGCACCGGCACCAAUCCAAGGGGAGAGAGCCUUAGGAAUUUCUGGAAAGAAUAUAAAUCACAAGUUUUUGAAACUGAAUUUAAGAAAAAUAUGUGAAACCAGAAAAGAUAACACAAGGGAUCUUUUGGCCAUGCACACAUGUUUCUUCUCACGCAUCAUGUUGUCUGCUUACUCAUAUGCCUGAGUGCAAGAUGGAGUACUUCUGGGGACACAAUCACACAGUGGUGUACCAUCUACUGCUUAGCUCAGAAGGAAUCUGUCAGCCUUAAUGAUAUGCAGGCAAAAUGAUAAGCAGAAAGGAGUGUGUUCAGUUACCCUUAGGACAGUGAAAUCUAGGAAGCUAUGAUGGAAGAAGCAAAGGAUGCAUACAGAAUUUUGGUUGGGAAACUGUUUGAAAAAUGUCGACUUGGGAGCUAAAGGAGACAUGAAGUGGAUGGAACAGACUAAGGAUUGUGUCCAAUGGCAGACUUUGAUAUUAGCAGUUCUGCUGCCAUAGUGAUACAGAAAGGAGAAAACAAGCCCCAAGCUCCAUGGUUUUCAGAAUGAAUCCAAAAUAAUUAUAUGGAAAAUAAAGGCAAAAACUAAAGAAAUGGAACUUCGGAUUCCUCCUGAGUUUAUGAAGCCAAUAGCUGCCCCUGUCCAGAAGCCUGGUUGGGCAUGUUUCACACACUGCA
Cryptotermes secundus is the source of this 3023-nucleotide messenger RNA. RefSeq lists its product as uncharacterized. Gene Ontology annotation, molecular function: catalytic activity. Bases 1762 to 2445 code for a protein of 227 amino acids. The transcript is spliced from 3 exons. Lineage: Eukaryota; Metazoa; Arthropoda; Insecta; Blattodea; Kalotermitidae. The record is from RefSeq and is a predicted model, not a curated record.